Molecule: messenger RNA, 1222 nt
Organism: Gasterosteus aculeatus aculeatus (three-spined stickleback)
Lineage: Eukaryota; Metazoa; Chordata; Actinopteri; Perciformes; Gasterosteidae
Product: axonemal dynein light intermediate polypeptide 1
Cellular component (GO): ciliary base; axoneme
Molecular function (GO): dynein heavy chain binding
Source: RefSeq, a predicted model, not a curated record
GAACUCCCGCGAUAACUAAUAAUCGACCGUUGAGCUCAAAUCACAAAGUUCCGGUUCUUGGGUCAGAACGAGAACCGGAGCGCAACAAACCUUUUCACUUUUUGCUCCGUAUGCAAACGUACCUCAUUAAAGUUGAAGGAAAACUCCGUCUUUGUUUGCCGUGCCGAUGCUUCCCUCUAUGAUUUUAACAAGCGUCACCAGAACGAACCAGUGAACCGAAUCGCCGAUUCCACCCGGACACAUUAGCUUGCGCGCCUGGACGCUGUUGCCGUGACAACUCAAACAGCCGAGCACGUACACUUCUGCCUGUAGUUUAUAUUAACAUUGUUUUGAUAAAGAACACACGAUGGAUGCACCAGACGAGUCUCUCGUGAAAUACGACCAUCCACUUUUUGUUGCCAAAAAAAAAGACGAGAAAUCAGACAAGCCAAAAGCAGCAGCCGCUGAUAUCUCCAGGCAGGGAAGUCGGGAGAUCCUGAACUUUAUCUUUCCACCAAGGGAGUUGAUGGAGGGAAACAAACUGUGGGUGCAGCAGGUGUCCAUUGCACCUUCCACCGUAAGAGACGUUAUUUGCCUCAAGGAACUGCUGGAGGUGAAGCUGCAGCAGUCGCAGGCCAUGGAAGUAGGACUUUGUCCUCAGCGCAUGGGGCUCUAUUCCCAGUGCUUCGAUGAGCUGAUCAGACAGAUUACCAUCAUCUGCACUGAGAAGGGUUUGUUGCUCCUGAGGGUCAGAGAUGACGUUCAAAAGACUUUUGCUGCCUACCAGAAACUGUUUGAGAGCGGCUACGCUUUUGGAAUGAGGAAAGCCUUGCAGGCUGAGGUGGACAAGAAGGACAGGAGCAAAACGAUAUCUGAUCUGGAGGAGGAGAACGAAGAACUGAAAAAGGAAGUGAACAAGCUGAGAGCUUUGAAUGAAACUACUGAAAAGAGAAACAACGAAAGGAGGCAAACGAGGAGUAAGGAGCACAAUGAAGAGAUUAAGUUACUGGAGAAAUCCAACAAGCAGCUCAAGAAACAACUGGAAGAGAUCAUACAUACUGUACAUGUAUGAACAUAUACACAAACACAAAUAUAUAUAUAUACAUAUGCUGCUGCUCCUUGUCUUCCCCCGAGAUGGCAUCUUGAUUGUGAGGCUGUUCCUCCAGCACAUCCUCAGCUGCCUCAGAUAUGUUACCGUUAUAUUGUUAAAUCCUAAUGAAAUAAAUGGUUACGUUAAAACUUG